Messenger RNA from Periconia digitata, 839 nucleotides. NCBI's taxonomy places the organism in Eukaryota, Fungi, Ascomycota, Dothideomycetes, Pleosporales, Periconiaceae. The record is from the annotation of a GenBank genome assembly.
CAAUGUCCUCCAUCUCCUAUUGGAUAGUCUCAACCGCACACUUCCGAAUCCUUUGCUGGUUGCGACACUCCAACAUGCUUCCUACUCCUUCGACUUCCCACGUCUGCUUUGAUCGUGUGUACGAGCCAGCCGAAGAUUCCUUUUUGCUGCUAGAUACCCUAUCAUCGGCAUCGGAAAGCGGUUUUCUGAAGGAUCGAUUCAAUGCUGAAUCAGGUGCCCCGCCUCUCGUACUUGAAGUGGGUGUAGGGUCUGGAGUCGUAUUAGCUUUCACAGCUGCCAACGCGAAAAGCAUCUUCGGCCGCCAGGAUGUGCUUACCCUAGGCACGGAUAUCAACAGCUUUGCUUGCAAAGCAGCCUCACAAACCGUCCGUACCGCCCUGAACGACAACGUGAACCCCGCCUCGACAUUCCUCGACGUGGUAAACGGCGAUUUGGCAUCCUCGAUCCGGCCACAUUCGAUUGACGUCUUCAUAUUCAAUCCACCCUAUGUUCCGGCGGAGCUACCAAACUUUACGCAUCAUGACCGUUACAGUGUCCUGCCUCCCGGAAAAGACGCUACCUCCUUCGAGCAAGACUCGUACCUGCUGGAGUUGUCGUAUGCAGGAGGGGAGGAUGGAAUGGUGGUGACGAAUCGCAUGUUGAAUCAGAUCCCGGAACUUCUUGAUGUCGGACGGGGGGUGGCAUACGUAUUGCUCUGCGCGCAGAACAAACCGGAACUUGUGAAGGAGCAAAUAAGGGAAUGGGGCGUCGGCUGGGAGGCGGAAACAGUAGGCUCCAGCGGAAAACAGGCCGGUUGGGAAAAGUUGCAGAUUGUGCGCAUAUGGAGAAAUCUGAAAUGA